CCAAACUUGACUUCAACAACAUCAACAAAGUUGCACGUGUGAUGCCAAAAAUCCCCUCUUUUAAUGCCCACCAUAGUCAGUGCGUCCCGUUAUCACAUCAUGGCGAAUGCUUGAGACCCCACAACCACCCUGCCUUUGCUGGGGCGCAACGUGCCAGAACACUGCAAGUGCCGGGUCACCAACUAGGUCUGAAUUAAAGGUGGAUUUUCGAACGCGGGCACAGGUACUUCAGUAGUAACCGAUGAAAUUCCUUCAAGGGGCCAGGUUUCCUUAAAGAAAGAAUUCCCCCAAAUGGGAUGAGAGACGGUGGGCUAUAUCAGCUCAAUCUACUCCUUGUCAAUCAUUUCGCCUUCAUCUUUCGUUGAGUGCAGCAGGAGUAGAAGGCUUGACAACCGAUCAAAGACUUCAUCAUGGCAUCAAUUUCUGGACCUGUGGAAAUGAAUCCUGGGCUGGGUCAAGUAGUAAGACGGUCUUGAGGGACGAAAGACAGUAUUUCAAAGCUAACUUAGACAGGUUUCCUGGUAUAUUGCAACUGUAUUGGCUGUGUUGUUUGUGGCGGCACGUUUAUUCGUCAAAUGGAGGAAAUUUUGCAUUUGGCAAGCCGAUGAUGCAUUUCUCGUACUUGCAGCUUUGUGUCUUGUUGGGACCUUGGGGAUUCAACAGUACAUGUGGUUUGAAGGUAGAUUUACCUGCAAGUAUGUGUUUGAUGAAUUGGGGCUCACUAAAGCUAGGGAUGGCUAGACCACCACAAUCUUCAAGCUUUGAUCACUUCGUACACAUCAUGCAGGUAAGUUCUGCUUUUUGCAAACGCUAACAUCAAUACCUUCCACUGACUAUCUAGAUGAUCGUCCCGGGAUCGACGUUAUACGUCACUUCAAUCUGGUCGGUUAAAAUAGCUCUUGUCAUUUUUUACAAGCGAAUUGCCGCAGAGAGGAAGCUCCAGACUGUCUACAACUGUCUUCUUGGAUUUCUGGCUGCAAGCUGGCUGGUUUUAUUCUUCGAUAUCAUCUUCCAAUGCUACCCAAUCGAAAGAAAAUGGACCGGGGUCAAAGAUCCCAAGUGUAAGACCGCAACUACGCCAAUAUUUGGAAGAAUUAUACGUAUUGACCUUCUGUAGUGGCAUGUUCUCAACACGCUUCGGAGAUCAAUUUCUGGAUGACUGUCCUGCGUAAGUGUCGAUUCCCUGCGGUAUGACUCUUGCUAACCCCCCAAAGUGAAUAUCAUAACUGAUUUAGUCAUCAUCACUCUACUCAUGUCGAUGGUUAUAAAGCUCAAGAUGCCACAGAAGCAAAAGAUUGGGGUGGCAGCAAUGUUUGCUCUUGGGAUAUUUGUUGUCAUUUCAAGCAGUGAGUCCUUUCAAACUCUUUCAAUCAACGAAGUCUGACAUAUCAAUUAGUAAUACGAGCAUAUUUCUCUAAGGCGGGUGAGAUCAUGUUGACGUGCACCGUCAGUAUGAUUGAGACAUCCGUUGCCAUCAUUGCCGCUUCACUUCCUGGUACUUUCUUGUUACUUCUUACUUGGUUCUCUAACUAACUCUCUCCUCACAGUCUUCCGAACGCUUCUUUCCGGAGGUAUGAAAAGGAGAACAAGCGCCUUAGCUUACAAUAAAUCUUACGAAAUGUCCUCCACAGCCAGACAAUCAAAUAUAAGUGGACCACGAAACAUGAAGAAGGCAAACGACUCCGAGGACGAUAUAUUCAGGAAUGAUAAAAUUGAGGGCGCGCCAAGGAUACUACGUCACGAUUCUAUUGCUAUAACGAAGGAGUUUCGAAUUUCGGAAAGUAUAUUAUCACAAUCGGAGCUCGGACAGUGGAGAAAGAUAAAUGAUUUCUAGGUCAAGUUACCGGUUAGAAUUACUUGUUUGUUUAACACAUUCGUUUAGGGACUGGUAGAGCUGGUCUAUUAAUUUCUAUAAUGUCUUUUUAUUUAUACCCAUCGAUUUUACAUUAAGUACAAAUAACGUAACGAAUUUCUU
This is a messenger RNA of Hymenoscyphus albidus, 1975 nucleotides long. The record is from the annotation of a GenBank genome assembly. NCBI's taxonomy places the organism in Eukaryota, Fungi, Ascomycota, Leotiomycetes, Helotiales, Helotiaceae.